Habropoda laboriosa is the source of this 2373-nucleotide messenger RNA. RefSeq names its product trichohyalin (gene sals). The transcript has 8 exons. Gene Ontology annotation, molecular function: actin binding. The record is from RefSeq and is a predicted model, not a curated record. Lineage: Eukaryota; Metazoa; Arthropoda; Insecta; Hymenoptera; Apidae. The coding region runs from base 212 to 2218 and encodes 668 amino acids.
GUGGUUUCCUCCCACGUAAAACCGAUCCCCCACCUUUUUCGUUUCGUCGUCCAGGAGUCUGUCAGUGGAGCAUCGUACACGUCCUCGUGAGGAUCUUCUUCGUCGAGUAGAGGAGAUCUCGUGGUCCUCGAGCACUGUCGCGCGCAGACGGGUAGAGAAAAUCGAGGCAAUAGAGAAGAAGAAGAGGAGCUACGUUACAGAGUAAAGAAGAAUGCCUGGCGCCGGUGGUCAAACACCGCAGAGGACCACCUUCAGACCACCGUGGGUCAAGGAUGGUCCAACUCCUCUGCCUAUGCCUACCGCACCAUGGACGCUCAAUUCGAGGAGAGAUUCGAAAGGGAAAUCAGACGAACCACCUGCUUUCACCCAAGUCACUCUCAAAAGUGUACCAAAGCCAGAAGCGAAACCGUCCACGGAUGCACCUCAGCCGCGUAAACAGAGCAAGAUCACGAUAAUCCCGUCGCAGCCUAAAAGCGAAAAGAAUACGAGCAGUCAACCGGCACCGAAGCUCCGCGAGAAUGGACGACAAGAGCCAAAUUCGAGGCCACAGCUCGAACGGCAGGUUCGAAUCGAGAGGUCUCGAUCUCGAAGCGACACAAUACCUCUCUCCAAGAGUGAGAGCAGCACAGGUGCGCCGACAUUAUCGAAAAGUUCGUCGAGGGCAGCGAUCCCGCCACCACCACCGCCGAGACCACCGCCACCGCCUCCGAGCAGAACGAUCCUGAAGGACCUUCCGCCGAUGAACGACAACCAACAGCAGAAGCUGGAGAUGUUGAAGCAGAGACCGAGGAAACGUCCCGAUUGGGCGAGCAUGAUGAAGGAGGUCGAAAGCGGAAAGACCUUGAGGCACGUGAAGUGCAACGACAGGAGUGCGCCCUUGAUCGAGAGGGUGAACAAGGUUACCACAGCUGAUCCAGCAGGGAAUGAACACUUUGUGUUCGAAUCUGAAAAAUCGAACAUGCAUAACCAAUUGCUGAAGCAAAUUCAGCAAGGUGUAAAGCUAAAGAGAGUGCAGACGAAUGACCGAUCGAAACCGAUGCUCGAUGGUCUGAGGAAAUUCCGAAGGCAGCUGACGAUCGAGGAGCAAAUGCAAAAGGCUGACGAACCCACGGACGAUUCUAUUUCCGAUGAUAUGGACGAUAUCGAUGCCGUGAGAGACGAUUUACAAAGUACCAAACAAAUGCUUGCACUAGAGCUUAGAAAUAAGGAAGCUUUGGAAAGGGAGAACAAAAGAUUACAAGCGAGGAUUUUGAAUCUCGAGACCGAGGUGCAACGUGAGAAGUCUCAGAAGAACGUGCAAGAGCAGAGGAAGUCCGACGAGAAACUUACGGAAUCGUUGAAAAAAGAAGCCCAGCAAGCCCGACAGGACGCUGAGAAAUAUGAGAAAGAAUAUAUGUCCAUGUCGGAAGAGAGGGACAAACUUAAGAAUGAGUUAGAAGAAAUGAAGAGGAUGUAUAGUACUUUGGAAAGACGUAUGAAAGCCGAGCAAGAGCUUGAGCCUGAACCAAUAAUAGAACUAGCAGAUGAAGAAGAGGACGAAGCAGUUUGGUACCAUGUUUCAGGAAUGGCACUGGCUGGUUGUCCAAGUGCGAAAGAUGUAGCAAAAAUUGCUUCUCAGAAAAGCAUAGAUAAGAAAGAACCAAGUGAAAGUGAAGAGGAAGAGGAAGAAGAAAGUGAAGAGGAGGAAGAUGAGAGAGAUCCAAAGGCAGGAGAGAAACGGUUACAAAGGGAGAUCAAGCUUUUAACGACCAAAAUCAGAAAUUUCAGAGAUAAAGCAGUCAACGCCAGGAAAGAAAGACACGCGCUGAAAGAUCAGAUAAAGCAGCAGCAGAAAUUAUUAAAAGAGGAAAAGAAGAAGUUUAAACAUCUUCAGAAGGAAGUUGACAAAAUGGCAAAAUUAAUGUCAGAAACUGAGGAAGAUGAAAAAGAUGAAGAAGAAGAUGACAAUGAAGAAACAGAAUCUGAAGAAGAAUCAGAAUCUGAGGAAUCUGAAGAAGAAGAAACUGAAACAGAAGAUGAAGAUCAAUCCUUGGAAGGACAAAGAAAUGUUUUACAGAAACAAGCUAAAAAGCACGAAGGACGUUUAGCUGCAUUAAAGAAGGGUAACUAUUUGCUUAAGGCACAAGUCGAUAGACUGAAGGAUGAUUUAGGAAAACAACGAGAAGAAAGUCUUACUCUCCAAGAAGACCUUGACUCUGUGUUAGCAGAAUUAGGUUAAGUUAAUGUGAAAAAACAUUUAAGAAUUAUUAUGGACAAUUGUAUACAUACACAUAUAAGUAUUACAUAUGGAAAUAUAGAAAAUUUUAUGUCUGAAAAUGCAGACACGCAAACUAAUACACACACACUCACCUAAACGCCUUUUGUAGAAAAUCU